This is a messenger RNA of Aspergillus glaucus CBS 516.65, 1034 nucleotides long. RefSeq lists its product as uncharacterized. Gene Ontology annotation, cellular component: cytoplasm. The transcript is spliced from 4 exons. Gene Ontology annotation, molecular function: 3-deoxy-7-phosphoheptulonate synthase activity. Bases 1 to 1008 code for a protein of 335 amino acids. The record is from RefSeq and is a predicted model, not a curated record. Gene Ontology annotation, biological process: aromatic amino acid biosynthetic process. NCBI's taxonomy places the organism in Eukaryota, Fungi, Ascomycota, Eurotiomycetes, Eurotiales, Aspergillaceae.
AUGCCUCACAUCGCAGACUCCGGCCCUAUCCUGGAAGGCUCCAACAUCGACCUCCGUCAAAAGAUGGCAGAGGACGUGCGCAGUACAAAACGCCCCUCCCCCCCCGAACUAAUCCAAUACGAAGUCGGCCUCACCGCCGACUCCCUCCUAACAAUCCUUAACAGCCGAGCCGAAGCCCGUCAAAUCAUUCGCCGCGAGUCCGACAGACUCCUCGUCCUAGUCGGCCCCUGCAGCAUCCAUGACCCUGAGUUUGCGCUUGAGUAUGCAUCCCGCCUGCGUGAGCUGGCAACCGAGCUCCGCGAUGAUAUCUGCAUCGUGAUGCGCGCGUACUUCGAGAAGCCUCGGACGACGAUCCUCGAUACCAUCUCUCCGCAGUUCACGGCUGAUUUGAUUACCGUGGGUGCGAUCGGGGCGCGGACGACUGAGUCGCAGCUUCAUCGGGAGUUGGCGUCGGGGUUGUCGUUCCCUGUCGGGUUCAAGAAUGCGACGGACGGUACUGUCAAGACCGCUGUUGACUCCCGUAAGUCGAUGCGGGCUCAGUAUCACUUUAUGGGGACUACGAAGCGGGGGUUAAAUGCUAUCACCACCACCAAGGGGAAUGACGAUGGCUAUGUGAUCUUGUAUGGUGGAUCUCGCGGUACGAACUAUGAUAGCGAGUCUGUCAAGGCUACUCGCGAGCUCCUGCGCUCCAAGGGCGAGCGGGACGCUCCCAUGAUUGACUGCUCUCACGGCAAAUCCCAAAAGAACCACCUCAACCAACCCAAGGUUCUCAAGGUCAUCGAAGACCAGCUGCGCCAGGGCGAGGUCAGCAUCAUCGGCGUCAUGGUGGAAUCCAACAUCCAUGAUGGAAACCAGAAGUCCGCGCCGGGUCCGCAGGAUUGCGAGAAGGGUGUUAGUAUCACCAAUGCGUGCAUUUACUGGGAGACUACCGAGGCGUCUAUGCGGUCUUUGGCACAGGCUGUUUGGGACCGCUGGGCUCGUGCUGCGUUUGGGAAGGGCCAGACAUAAAGUGGGGAGUUUUUAUUAGAUUGGAU